AUGCAUGUCGUCAAGGCUCAACUACCUGGAGGAAAAUAUGAUUUUAUCGUAAUUGGAUCUGGAUCUGCUGGAAGUGUUGUUGCAAGUCGGCUUUCAGAAAACCGUAAAGUUAGUGUUUUACUGCUUGAAGCAGGCUCAGCAACACAACCUCCUUUAGCUUUUGUUCCUGCUGCGUCGAUUAUGAAUCCUGAAAGUUCCAUUUGGAAUUGGAAAUUCACGUCAGAGCAAUCCGAAGGAAACUGCCUCGGUAUGGUGGAUCAAAAAUGUUGCUUUCCACACGGAAAACUUCUUGGCGGUACAUCAGUACUCAAUUCGAUGAUGUAUGUACGUGGUAAUAAAGCUGACUAUGAUGGAUGGGGUCUUGACGGAUGGAGUUGGGAUGAUGUGUUACCGUUCUUUAUGAAGGCUGAACGGAAUGCUUUGAACCCUGCAAGAGGAAAAUUCGAUCCGAAUGUUCAUGGCACAGAGGGAAAAAUGAAUACAAUGUUCCUGGAUUAUCGAACAAUCAUCUCAGAAGAUUUAUAUGAGGCAGCCAAAAACUUGAGCUAUGCAUGGGAAUUUGACCACAAUAAUGGAAGUCAAUUGGGAGUGCAUUAUAUGCAAAUGAACAUAAGAGAUGGACAUCGCGAGGACACAGGAACCAGAUAUAUUCGAGAUGUUCUUCCGCGAUCUAACUUAGAGUGGGUCAAAACUUUCAAGAUCAUCCUUUUAUUCUUGGACCAACGUACAUUUUAA
This is a messenger RNA of Culicoides brevitarsis, 735 nucleotides long. RefSeq lists its product as uncharacterized. Gene Ontology annotation, molecular function: oxidoreductase activity, acting on CH-OH group of donors; flavin adenine dinucleotide binding. The transcript is spliced from 4 exons. The coding region runs from base 1 to 735 and encodes 244 amino acids. Lineage: Eukaryota; Metazoa; Arthropoda; Insecta; Diptera; Ceratopogonidae. The record is from RefSeq and is a predicted model, not a curated record.